CCAACAAAGAAGCUGUAGCAACCGCUGGUCAUGCACUUAAGCUGGAUGGAAACUACACCACCUCACCUUACAUAGAGAUCAUCCUGGCGAACAGACCAGCUUUUGGUGAUGGCAUCACUGGCGUUCAUGACUCUCAAGCAGCCAGACUCCAGGAGCUAGUGGAUUUUGUGCAAGCACAGGACGAAGCCAUUCAUUAUUUCGCAUUGCAGGGUGGAAAUCCCAGCUCGGAAACACUGGCGAGUCCAGCAUUAUCUGUUGAGGGCGUGCUGGAUGGUUUCGACGCCAGAUUGAAGAGGCUUGAGAGAUGGCAAAUCAUAAACACGGUUCUCUGGACAUUUUUCGUGUCAGCGUUCAUUGGCUACGUACUUUACCAACGAUCGGCCAGGCGCCCAAGCAGAUAAGAUUCAUUUUCUUCUUUGCUGAGGAGGUAAAAGAACGGAAACUCUGUAAGUUCUCGCAUUUGGAACACGCAGCAACCAAUGGCAGCAUGUUUUCAAAACUUCACUGUUUAAGCUUAGUAGCGCUAGUGCCGCCCGAGGGAGUACAUCGAGCUCAACUGGAAGUCGUAGCAGCAAGCUAUCAAAGUCGGGCAAGGAACACAGCGUUGAUCAGGACUUUGUCCAGAAAUUCCAGCGCGGUCACAGCGAUUCUUGGUGGACACGGCGAGUGGAAGCACUUGGAGGAGUGUAACGAUGUUUGUGAGCGUCGACUGGAGCCACUGAGGACUUUGAGGAAUGUGUGCUCAAUCGCGCUACGAGCCGAUUUGAAUGCGAUUUGUCUUGUCAAUGAAGAACCCUAUGGCGGAUCCACUGAGGGACUUGUGGAAUUUGCGAGAAGCGCCAGCUCGCUGUAAAGCUGGGCAUGCUGA
Messenger RNA from Selaginella moellendorffii, 868 nucleotides. RefSeq lists its product as uncharacterized. The transcript is spliced from 6 exons. The coding region runs from base 305 to 853 and encodes 182 amino acids. Lineage: Eukaryota; Viridiplantae; Streptophyta; Lycopodiopsida; Selaginellales; Selaginellaceae. The record is from RefSeq and is a predicted model, not a curated record.